GAGCGGAUUAAUGACUGUGUGUACAGCUCCAGCCCUGUCGCUUCUGCCGCCCCUGGCCGCGGACCGGCUGAGUUGACCGCAUCCUCCCUCAAGGACGACCGAGGAGACAGCAGCUGCGCCGAGAUGAAGUGUCAGAGAGUCCUCACGUACCUGAGGAUAUUUGGGACCACCAUGUUCGGUGUGUCCCUCCUGGUGGGCAUCUCCACCGCCUACAUCAUGGGCUACCAGUUCUUCACCACGGCGGGCAACCACCUCUCCUUCGGCCUGUACGGCGCCAUCCUGGUGGUGCACCUCAUCAUCCAGAGCAUGUUCGCGCUCCUGGAGCACAGAAACAUGCGCCGCUCCCUGGAGACGCCCAUCAAACUGAACAAAUCGCUGGCGCUGUGCAUCGCGGCGUACCAGGAGGACCCCAACUACCUGAGGAAGUGCCUGGUCUCGGUCAAGAGGCUGACGUACCCGGGGAUCAAGGUGAUCAUGGUGAUCGACGGGAACUCCAACGACGACCUGUACAUGAUGGAGAUUUUUAAGGAGAUCAUGGGAUGGGACAAAUCGGCCACGUACGUUUGGCGGAGUAAUUACCACGCCCGGGGCCCAGACGAGACGGAUGAGAGCUACGCCGAGAGCGUCCAGCAGGUCUCCAGGCUGGUGCUGAACAACAAGUGUGUGUGCAUCAUGCAGAAGUGGGGAGGGAAGAGAGAGGUCAUGUACACGGCCUUCAAAGCCCUGGGGAGGAGCGUGGACUACGUCCAGGUGUGUGACUCUGACACCAUGCUGGACCCGGCAUCCUCGGUGGAGAUGGUGAAGGUUUUAGAAGAAGACCCCAUGGUGGGAGGCGUAGGAGGAGACGUGCAGAUCUUGAAUAAAUAUGAGUCGUGGAUCUCCUUCCUGAGCAGCGUCCGCUACUGGAUGGCGUUCAACAUCGAGCGGGCCUGCCAGUCCUACUUCGGCUGCGUCCAGUGCAUCAGCGGGCCUUUGGGAAUGUACCGAAACUCCCUCCUGCACGAGUUCAUCGAGGACUGGUACAAUCAGACCUUCAUGGGAUCCCACUGCAGUUUUGGGGACGAUCGUCAUCUCACGAACAGGGUUCUCAGCCUCGGCUACGCGACCAAAUACACCGCUCGGUCAAAGUGCCUCACAGAGACGCCGAUCACGUACCUGCGGUGGCUCAAUCAGCAAACCCGCUGGAGUAAGUCGUACUUCCGGGAAUGGCUCUAUAACUCCAUGUGGUUCCACAAACACCAUCUGUGGAUGACUUAUGAAGCCGUGAUCACAGGCUUCUUCCCAUUUUUUCUCAUUGCCACUGCAAUUCAGCUCUUCUACCAGGGGAGGCUCUGGAAUAUCCUCUUGUUUUUACUCAUCGUGCAAGCCGUGGCGCUGAUUAAGUCGUCCUUCGCCAGCUGCCUCAGAGGCAACAUCGUCAUGGUCUUCAUGUCCUUCUAUUCUGUACUGUACAUGUCCAGCCUGUUACCGGCCAAAAUGUUUGCCAUUGCAACGAUCAAUAAGUCCGGAUGGGGAACCUCUGGGAGAAAAACGAUCGUCGUGAACUUCAUCGGACUGAUUCCGAUAUCGGUCUGGUUCACCAUCCUUUUCUUUGGGAUUAUAUACACCGUCAUUCUGCAGACUAGAAGACCUUUUCCCGAAUCAGAAAAGCUCGUCCUGAUCAUCGGGGCGGUUGUCUAUGCCAGUUACUGGGUCAUACUGUUGACGUUGUACACAGUGCUCAUAAACAAGUGUGGGAAGAGGAAGAAGGAGACACACUACGACAUGGUGCUGGACGUAUGACAGACAGACUACAGUCGUCUUUUACCACUGAAC
Salarias fasciatus (jewelled blenny) is the source of this 1815-nucleotide messenger RNA. RefSeq names its product hyaluronan synthase 2 (gene has2). NCBI's taxonomy places the organism in Eukaryota, Metazoa, Chordata, Actinopteri, Blenniiformes, Blenniidae. Gene Ontology annotation, cellular component: plasma membrane. Gene Ontology annotation, molecular function: hyaluronan synthase activity. The transcript has 4 exons. The coding region runs from base 124 to 1782 and encodes 552 amino acids. The record is from RefSeq and is a predicted model, not a curated record. Gene Ontology annotation, biological process: hyaluronan biosynthetic process; polysaccharide biosynthetic process; extracellular matrix assembly.